AUGUCAUCUGCAGUACCGCGUCUGGCAGUAGUCGCCGCUGGGGCCAUGGGCGCUGCCGUGGCGAAACGCCUGACUAGCUUCGGCUGCACAGUCUACACCAACCUUGACGGCCGCUCUGAAGACACACGAAAGCGAGCACAAGAUGCCGGGAUGAUUGACCUCUCUGUCGACGAGCUCGUGCUCAAGUCAGACUGGAUUCUGAGUAUUUUACCGCCAAGAGAUGCUGUAUCAUUUGCCGAAAAGAUACAGAAAGUUGCAGCAAAACACGGCAGGGCGUUACCCUCCCCACAGACGUUUGUUGACUGCAAUGCUGUCAAUCCGGAAACGGUAAAACGUAUCGCGGCGCUAUUUGCAGGGACGAGCAUCAGGUUUGUUGAUGCUGGCAUUAUUGGAGGGCCUCCGAAGGGCGACCAAAAUCCUACAUUUUAUGCGUCAGCGGAAGAUGUGAAAAUUUUGGAUGAAUUCACUGCACUGUCGAAGUACGGUUUGAAACUAUCUCCUCUUAAGGGAAAAGGCGUGGGGAUCGGAGACGCUAGCGCACUGAAGAUGUCGUAUGCUGUGAGUGGAACAGGCAGGCGAACAAGUUCGGCUCAUGCAUCGUCGCCUGCAACCGCGGAUGCUCUCAUGAGAGAACUACAGAUGUCGCAGCCAAUUUUGUUGGACCGUCUAGUGAAGACUGUACCGCCUAUGCUACCGAAAGCGUACAGAUGGAUUGGAGAGAUGGAAGAAAUCGCUGACUUUGUUGGUGGGAGCGAGGGGGACGUCUACCGGGGUAUAGCGAAGGUAUAUGAGCGGAUUGAAAAGUCGAUAGCGGGUGAUCAAGAAGAUAUAGCGACGUUGACGAAAUUUGUAGAGAAAGCAAAGGAAUCACGCUAG
Suillus discolor is the source of this 876-nucleotide messenger RNA. RefSeq names its product 6-phosphogluconate dehydrogenase C-terminal domain-like protein. NCBI's taxonomy places the organism in Eukaryota, Fungi, Basidiomycota, Agaricomycetes, Boletales, Suillaceae. Gene Ontology annotation, molecular function: NADP binding. Bases 1 to 876 code for a protein of 291 amino acids. The record is from RefSeq and is a predicted model, not a curated record. The transcript has 2 exons.